AUGGAGGCAUCGCCGACGGUGGUGGAACGCGCGGUGAUCGCGCGUACGUCGGAACCGGGGGUGGAGGCGAGUGGGAUCGCGAGACGGGAGCGGCGGUGGCCGAGAGGCUUGGGCGUUACAGCGGCGUGGCUGUGCGGGAUCACGCUCGUCAUCGCCCUCGCCGGGGGGCUGAACGACGAGCGAAGGGUGCACAUGCUGAACGUGUACUAUCAGGCGCCAACGGUGGUGACGUUGGCGCUGCUUCUGUGGGGGCACAACCUGCGGGUGUGGCAGCGUCUUCGUUUGACGCCGUCGCCGUUGGUGUGCUUCGGCGUCGAGCACAGCGAGUCAGUGACGUUCGAGAACGUGUAUAGAAUCGCGCACGCAAGCGCGGUCGGGUUGCUCGCCUCGAUGUUGGCGUUUUUGUACACGUACGACGUGGACGAGCCGUUCGCGGCGACGGCAGUGAUACUCGUCACGUACAUUGUCCCGAUAACGGUCACGAUGUGGCCCACCAGGACGAAGGGUGUCGGUGAGCUACGCGCGUACUUUCGCGGGCUGAUAUUCAACUGCCUCACCCCGCUCGUGAGACCAGUCGCCUUUGCCGAUUUCUUCUUUGCCGACAUUCUUUGCUCACUGGCAAAAUCUCUUAGCGACAUAGAGCGCGUGUUCUGCAGCGCGCGACAAGGAAUCAUACUGAUUCACACAAGCGCCGGGAAGUGUGGUGAUAGGAGCUGGACAAUUCCAGCCGUGCUGAUCGUUCCGUCAGUCAUACGCUUGCUGCAGUGCCUUAGACAAUACGCCGAUACGCGCGACAAAAAAUGCUUGUACAACGCGUGCAAGUAUAUGAGUGCGUUUCCGGUCAUCAUCAUCUCAGGUGUUCGACACUCCAUCGAUCAUGACGAUUGGGUGUACUUCUGGCGCCCUCGCUGGAUCGGUUUCUGCGUCUUGAACACUAUUUUUAGCUUCUACUGGGACAUCAAACAUGAUUGGGCACUGACGAUGUUUGGUGAUCCAGCGCGACGAGCCAGAGAGAAAACGUCCGCGCCGCUGUGGCUGCGCGAGCAUCGCAUAUAUGGUUCUCCUAGGGUGUACUACCGAGCGAUAUUCGUGAAUUUCGUCUUGCGGAUCGUCUGGACGUACAAGCUUGCGUCGCACCUGCGGCACAACAGCGGCGUGCUAUGGCUCGUCACCAUGGCGGAGAUCACGCGACGCUUCCAGUGGUCGCUGUUCCGCGUCGAGGUGGAGUACAUCAGACGUGGUUAUGCAUAG
Ostreococcus tauri is the source of this 1251-nucleotide messenger RNA. Its product is annotated as EXS, C-terminal. The coding region runs from base 1 to 1251 and encodes 416 amino acids. The record is from RefSeq and is a predicted model, not a curated record. Gene Ontology annotation, cellular component: membrane; cytoplasm. The transcript has a single exon. NCBI's taxonomy places the organism in Eukaryota, Viridiplantae, Chlorophyta, Mamiellophyceae, Mamiellales, Bathycoccaceae.